AUGACUUCCUGGGACGCCAAGGGCAAGUUCGCCGUCGUCACCGGCGCUGGCAGUGGCUGCUCCGUUAUCUUUGCUGACAUUGCUCUGCGUCCGGAGGCAGAGGAACUCAUCGCCAAGUAUCCCCAUCCAUCCAAAGAUGAGUCGCCAUCUGCCGUCUAUCACAAGAUGGAUCAGUCCAACUGGGCUCAGGUAUCAGAGACGUGGGAGUUUGCCCUAAAGACUUUUGGCAGGGUCGACCUUCUCUGCCCCGGAGCUGGCAUCUGGUACGAAUCAUGGGCUUGCCUCAGUAGCAUGGAGUACGUAUUGACGCAAAUCUAUAGGGAGCCUCCAACAAGCUCUUUCUGGGAUCUUCCGGGUGUCUCGCCGCUGGCCAAGGAUGACCCAAACGCUACCCCCGGAGUGUACAACAUCUUCGCCGUUAACGCCAUGGGGCCCAUUCGUUUCGCUCAGAUCGCCAUCGACUACUGGCUGCAGAACAAGAUUGCAGGCAACUUGAUCUUCGUGUCGUCCCUGAGCGCAUACCUCCCAACCAUCGGCACGCCGCUCUACAACGCCACUAAGGGCGCUCUCAACUCCUUCACUCUGAGCCUGGCCCAGAUGAAGGCCCGCCUCGGCAUCCGAGUCGCGUCCAUGUGCCCCGCGACCACGUUCACACCAGCAGUGCUCCAACCGUACUGCGUAGGAAAAGUUCGCGAGCAAGACAUGAACAUGUCGGCUACGGAGUGUGCCGAGGUAAUGCUGCGCAUCGUGACGGACGCCGCGUAUGGCGACGGGCAAGUUGUCGAGGCUAUGCAGUUUGGGAGCAAGGAGAGGUCGGAUGUGAGGGUACGUGUGGUGCCGUACCAGAGCCUGCUGCCCGACAUCGACUUUGAGGGUGACUUCAGCGGGAAAAACAUCCUGGUGGAGGAAGAGAAGCUGUGGCAAAAGUUGAAGACGGAGGGUGUGAGGUCAUGA
Molecule: messenger RNA, 954 nt
Organism: Colletotrichum chrysophilum
Lineage: Eukaryota; Fungi; Ascomycota; Sordariomycetes; Glomerellales; Glomerellaceae
Exons: 2
Coding region: 1-954 (317 amino acids)
Cellular component (GO): cytoplasm
Molecular function (GO): oxidoreductase activity, acting on the CH-OH group of donors, NAD or NADP as acceptor
Source: RefSeq, a predicted model, not a curated record